Molecule: messenger RNA, 2325 nt
Organism: Exophiala oligosperma
Lineage: Eukaryota; Fungi; Ascomycota; Eurotiomycetes; Chaetothyriales; Herpotrichiellaceae
Exons: 3
Coding region: 131-2158 (675 amino acids)
Cellular component (GO): cytoplasm; ubiquitin ligase complex
Molecular function (GO): protein binding
Source: RefSeq, a predicted model, not a curated record
CCGAUCUCGACAUGACGAGGUGCUCGACUCUACAUUCAUCCACUGCUCGAUCUCUGUUUUUUUGUAUAAAAAUUAUUCCUCAGUCUUCCUCUGCGCCGACAUAGAUAUCUUGUUUACGUCUUCAAAGACCAUGAGUGCCAAUGGAUUGCUUCGUAAAGAUCAACUCGAAAGGAGCCUACAUGACGAGAAGAAGUUGAUCGAAGAGGGAAUCUUGAAGGAAGAUAAUCCCCUUGACUUCAGCGAGAACUUUCAGAAACUAUGCAGCGCCUGCAGGAGAGGCGACCUCAAAGUCUGCCAGGAGAUGAUACAAGAGGGUACCAACAUCAACGCCAAAGAUCAUUAUGAUUAUACGCCUCUUAUUUUGGCCAGUUUAUGCGGACACUAUGAAGUUGUACAGUUAUUAUUAGAAUCUGGGGCUCUCUGUGAGCGAGACACAUUUCAAGGAGAGAGAUGUUUAUAUAACGCCCUGAACGACCGAAUACGAAAUCUUCUACUCUCAUACGACUACUCCAAAUCAACCGAUCCCUUACAACCACUAGCGUCACACUUGAUCUCGUUGCUUACCAGAGAACAACCAAAGACCUCCGACAUCUCAGUUGUAACGGCACUCGAAUCCUUUCACCUACAUAAAUUCAUCCUCUCGGCACGAUCCCCUUACUUCAGGAGCAAGCUCUCCGCCGCCCCAGACACGACAUCAUGGAAACUUCCAUCGACCAUCCCCCCUCAAUCCCUCGGCAUCGCCCUCAAACACCUGUACCUGGGUGAAAUGCCCCGAGAACUCGGCGGUGGGCCAGGCACAGGUUUCACCGAUUCCGAAGUCCUCGCCGGAGUCGAUCGGAUCAGCAAACACCUCGAGAUUCAAAACUUAUCACAACUCAUUCUGGACAGUAACGACAGACGACUGGCGCGGCAAAGACGCCAAGACGAAGUCGAAAAGGGCCGUGACCAGCUCGAACAGUGGUUCCGCGAGAACGUUCUCAAGCACGCCAUACGGACCGACACGUCCCGAGCUGACAGCAUCAAAUGGGAUCGCGACAAUGGCAUCUUCGCCGACGUCCUCCUCCGUGCGGACGAGGACGAACCCCAAAAUGACGAUGACCUUUUUAGUGUUGUUGACAACUCAAACCGACCACGCACCACCACGUCCACCAACGCGCUGGGCAUCCCCUUGGACGAACCGGCCUCCCGAAACUCCCGCGCUCCUUCGCCCUCUCGGCGACCCCGCCGUUGCAGGAUCUACCCUUGCCACAAGGCCAUGCUCAUUCGGUCCGAGUUCUUCAUGACCAUGUUCGAGUCGCCGUUCCGCGAGGCCCAACACACGCCGCACCUCCAGGUCGUGCCGAUAGACUGCUCGCCUCAGGUGCUCGAGGUCAUCCUGACCUUCUUGUACACGGAGCAGACGAAUUUCGGCCUCGACGUCGCGGUCGACGUCCUCUUCGCCGCGGACAUGCUGUUUCUGGAAAAGGUCAAGGCCAAGGCCGCCCUCGUCGUCUCGACCCUGGGCAACGGCACGGCCACGGCCAUGGCCCCCGAGGACGGGCCGACGCGCGAGGACGAGGACAUCGACGUCUACGAGAUCCUCCGCGCCGCCUGGCUGACGCGCGUCCAGCGACUCGAGGAGUUCGCCGCCCGGUACAUGGCGUACCGGCUGGAGGCGUUCAUCGACGACCCGGAGUUCGCGGAGCUGGUCAAGGAGUCGGCCGGCCGCAUCAGCGCCCGGCAGGAGACGGACUCGAUCGAGCUGCUCGACGACAUACGGUACUACCUGUCCGAGAGGUUCAGGUUGCGGUUCGAAGACUCGGGCCUGGAGGACGUCAUGGACGAAGAGGCCGCCGUGGCCAAUGCCCUCGCCGACGCCGGCGCCGGUGCAUCUUUUGCACAAGUGGAUGGAAGCCUCGUCCCCGCGACCGGCACGGCUGCCGCCGCAGGGCUUCCCAAGGAGCACGUCGACGACGAGGGUGUGGACAUGAGCGGCAGCGGCCCGCCCGAGAACGUCCUGGGUGCAGAAGCCACGGCAGAGUCACUCCUACAGUCAGGCGCCGUCAGGACCUUGGACGGGGAACUGGCGGGGGACGAGUUCGCCGCCGACGCUGUCAACUACCAGAUCCUGCUGGGCAAGAUCGACUCGCUGCUGGAACGGUUGAAGUUGGAUGCCUAAAAAAUCCCGACCCGGUUUUCGUCGGCGACAGGCAGAUCCUGAUUCGCAUACCUUUUGGUAUAAUCCAGUGCAGAAGGAUUGCUCACUCAAUCCCAGGCAAGCAGGCCCAAAGGAUGUAGGUGUAUAUAUCUAUGCAUAGCCAUAUAUAGAUAGCUUCAUGAGUACGG